Molecule: messenger RNA, 8856 nt
Organism: Xiphias gladius (swordfish)
Lineage: Eukaryota; Metazoa; Chordata; Actinopteri; Istiophoriformes; Xiphiidae
Gene: dspa
Product: desmoplakin a
Exons: 24
Coding region: 129-8288 (2719 amino acids)
Biological process (GO): skin development; wound healing; cell-cell adhesion
Cellular component (GO): intercalated disc; intermediate filament; cytoplasm
Molecular function (GO): structural molecule activity
Source: RefSeq, a predicted model, not a curated record
UUCACAGCAUACCAUUAUCUGCGCAACAGGAGACGGGGAGGGGAAAGGCGCAAGGUCUGUCCGUUGUCCGGACAGCAGAGCAAAACUCUCCAACUCAGUAAAAAAAAAAACAACAACAACAAAAAAAAAUGAGUUUGUACGGCUCCACAUCAAAACUGGCCACACUGGGCCAGAGAAGUAUGUCUAAUUCGCGACCGGAUUUGGCGAGUUCGGGUUUUCGAAACGAAUGGUUCGUCGGAAACACCGUCCCGGCGGACUACCAGACAGGGGAAAGCGGAUACACCUACAACACCAACUACUCCAGGACCUCCGUGCACGGCGGCGGGCUCGGGGGACAGAAGGUGCAAGUGAGCACGGGGGGGAGCGGUGGAGGCGGUGGACUCAGUGUGCAGGCUAUUCAACAAAAAUCUGCAUUCCUGACCAGCCAAUGUCAGGAAUACCUGCAGAGAGCAAAGACGACUCUCCAGGGUGGGGGUCCAGGUGUGGAGGUGGAGAAGUUGUUGAUCAUGGUUGGAGAAAUCUUGGACCACCUGAGGGCCUGUGGCCGAGAGCUGCAGCAAAUGCGUAUAACACAUGACAUCUUCAGAAAUGUAGAACAGUUCCAGAACAUGUCCGCUGCUAUCCAUCAGCAACUUGUCAGUGGUAUGACCAUAAUACGGGGCAGGGGCAGUGUGGGCUCCCUUGAGGGGGGGAGGAUCUUUAAUGACGCCAUGGCCUGGAUUGCCCAACAGAAGCGUAUGAUUGAGACAGCGCCGUGGGGGGAUGACUCAGCCACCAUAGAAAAGCAAAUCCUAAACCACAACAAAACCCACAGCUCUAUCCAAAGGAGCCAGGAAGUAAACCGUGCCAGAGAUGAACUGAGGGGCGACAAGUACAACCUCUCCGUCCUGGAUCAAGAAUGGGAAAGCUUGCAGAAAAUGUCUCACAACCGUAUGUGUCAGCUGCGUGAGCUUCAGAGCAUCAUCGAGGAGAUCUCCCGAGCCAUCAUGUGGGUGAAUGAGAAAGAGGAGGAGGAGCUCGUGUUUGACUGGGGAGACAAGAACAUCGACCAGUACAUCCCCAAGAAGCAAGAGAGCUACUCAAGGCUGAUGAGGGACCUGGAGGAGAAGGAGAAGGAUCUAAACAAGCUGAAGGUGAAAGCAGAUGGACUCCUGAACAACAACCAUCCUGCCUCAGAUAAGAUUGAAGCCUACAUGGAUACGUUACAGACCCAGUGGAGCUGGCUUCUUCAGAUCACCAAGUGUAUCCAUGUUCAUUUGAAGGAGAAUGCUGCCUACAGCCAAUUUUUCAAGGAGGCCAAUGAGACCUAUUCGAAGCUGCAGAAGGAGCAUGAGACUAUCCGAAGCAAGUUCACCUGCGACAAGAAAACCCCACUGGAUAACCUCACUGAACUCCUGAAAAGCCUGGAGAAAGAGAGGGAGCGAAUUAUGGAAAAUAAGAGGCAGGUCCAAAGUCUGGUCAACAAGUCUAAGAGCAUUGUCAGGCUGAAACCUCGCAACCCUGAGGAAAAGAGCAGCAGCCCUGUAAUAGUCCAGGCCAUAUGUGACUUUAAACAGGACCAGAAAGGGAUUUUAAAAGGGAAUGAGGGCAUCCUCAAGGAAAACUUGCAGCGUAGCAAGUGGCUUGUGACAGGACCUGGAGGUUUGGACAUGUUGAUUCCCUCUGUGUGUCUGCUUAUCCCCCCACCAAACCCGCUCAGCGUUGGCCUCGCCAGCAAGAAUGAGCAGUAUUAUGAAGCCAUCAUGGCCAUCUGGAAUCAGCUCUACAUCAACAUCAAGAGUCUCAUCUCAUGGCAGUAUUGCCUCAAAGACAUGAAUUACAUCAACUCUCUCACUGUCAGCAUGCUGUCCAAGAUGCGUCCUGAGGAGUACCGCAGUAUCAUCAAAAGACUGGAGACUCACUACCAAGAGUUCCUGCGUACCAGCCAAGGUUCUGAGUUGUUUGGGGACGAGGACAAGAAAACCAUUCAGGCCCACUUCGAUGACGUCCAGAGACACUAUGACACACUGAUUAUCCAGCUGCCCGCUUACAGGGAUGAAGGGGUGAAGCUUGAACGCCCAAAACAGCCUUCGGCAUCCAAGAUUCACAAGACCGAUGAGAAAUACGUCAAUAAUCAGCCUGCCCCGACCAGUUUAACCCUCAGCCUUACCCUGCUCAGUAGUCUGCAAGAAAUUCGACGCAGGCUGGAGCUGGCUGAGUCUGGUCUCACCAGUCAUCUCCAUGUUACCCUGGGGGACAACAGUGUGCACGAGUGCUCGGUGCAGAUCCAGAAGCUGCAGAAUGUGGACCAAGAUUUGGACUCUAUUCAUGAUGAGUACCUGCGCCUAAGAGAAAACAUUAUAAAGCAAAUGGAAGGGAUAUCUGCGGACUCCGAGCAAGCCAGGUUCCUCCGCUCUGAACUGGAAAUCAUCAACCAAAAACUGGGAGGCCUGCAGGGUCUCUAUUCAGCCUACCUUCAAAGACUGUUGGCUCUUAAGGCCUUGCUCCAGAGCCUUCUCCAGGCCGAGGAUAUCAUUAAAGUCCAUGAGGCCCGGCUCACUGAGAAGGAGACCACUUCUCUGGACCUUCGAGAAGUGGAAAACUACCGGAGCACACUAAAGCAAAUGAAGAGUGAUCUGGAGCAAAAAAGGGACCUGCUGACAGCUAUGGAGUCUGACCUGACCAAAGCAAUGCACUGGAAUGGUCAAAUCUCUGAGUCCUUCCACAGGUGUGAUGUGGACUUGUCCAAAUACUCAGACCUGGUGUGUCAGAUGUCUGACCGCUGGCGCCGUAUCCAAACCCAGAUUGAUAGCAGAGUGUGGGACUUGGAGAAACAGGAGAAACAGCUAAGACAUUAUCAGCAGAGCAGCACUUCCUUGGAACAGUGGAUAGACAAUGCCAGGAAAUGCCAGGACACCCUUCAGAUGGUUAAGCUCAGUGACAUCCAGACCCUAAUGAACCACCUCAACCAACAGAAGGCACUUCACACUGAAAUUAAAGGAAAGAAGGAGAAAGUAGAGGACGUACAGAAAAAUGCAGACACUUGUGCUGCAUCCAUAAAGGACUAUGAGAUGCAGCUGGCUUCCUACAGUUCAGGCCUGGAAACUCUGCUUAAUAUUCCUAUCAAGAGAACAAUGCUGCAGUCCCCCGCCUCUGUGGUCAGACAAGAGGCGGCUGACCUCCAGUCCCGCUACAUAGAGCUUCUUACCCGCUCUAGCGACUACUACAAGUUCCUAGGGGAGCUACUGAAGAACAUGGAAGAGCUGAAGAUCAGGAACACCAAGAUUGAGAUGCUGGAGGAGGAACUGAGGCGUCUGAAGGAGGACCUCCAGGAUCAUAAUCAGAAAAACAAGUCUCUGGAGGAUGAUUUGGCCCGCUACAAGCUGGAGCUCAUUCAAUCAAAAGAUCAGCUCAUUUCUAUUGAGGAAAUUAAGAGAACCACAGCAAUGCAAGCUAAUGCUGCCAGGGAUAGCCUGGACAGCACACACAACCAGCUUCAAGAUCUUAAUGACCAGCUGACCCGCAUUAAAUACCAGCUGGAUGAGGAAAAGAGGAAAAGAAGGCUGGCAGAGGAGCGCUACACCAGCCAGCAAGAAGAGUAUGAGGCGGCUGUUCGUCGCAGACAGAAAGAACUGGAAGAGCUCAACUGGACCAAGAUUGACUUAGAUAAGACUGUGAAGGACAAGGAACGGGAACUGGAGAGAAUGAAGAUACUACUAGAGGAGGAGGUGACACGUCGACGGAAUGCUGAAUCAGAUAUCUCAAAGGUAAGAACUCAGUGCACCCAGGAGAUUAAUCAACUUAAGCAGACAUAUGAGACAGAGAUCCAUGUUACCAAGACCACGAUCCUGAAAGCCUCACAACAGAAAGAAGAAGACACAGCAGAGCUGAGACUGCAAGUUAACAGACUCACUGCUGAGAAGAGCGAUUUAGAGGAAGAGCUGAGGAGACUGAGACAGUCCAUUGCUCACACAGAGGAGCAGAAAAGCAGAGCAGAGCAGGAUGCCAGCCAGCAGAGGGCCUCAAAGACACAAGAGACAAGGAUACGCAGUGAGCUGGAGGUGCAACUGAGAAGCCUCAAGCAGCAGAGAGGAGAGGAUGAGGUCAAAUUAAAGGAAGCCACCAAAAACAAUCAGGAAAAGUCCAGGCAGAUCAGCAUGCUUACAUUUAACCUGGAUGAGGAGGGGAAGAAGAGGAGAGCUCUUGAAUUGGAAAUCAGUCACCUGAAACAGGCUGAGGCAGAGCUGAAGGAGAAGAACGCCUCCUAUCUGGAGGCAAUCAACAAGCUUAGAGUGUCUGAGCAGGAGGUCCGCAUCACCCGAGAGGAGCUGGAGAAGCAAGCCAGUGAGAAAACCAAAGCUGAGCAGAGUUCUGCUAGGCUGCAGAGCCGUAUCAGGGAACUUCAGUCCUCUCUGGAUGGGAUGGAGGCUGAGCUGGAGAAGCAAAAGAAGGCAACCCAAGAGGAGUUCACACGUAGAAAGAGAAUGGAGGCCGAGCUGGAGAAGAUGACACAUACCUGCAGAGAGCACACCACCACAAUUAAAGCACUGAAAUCUGUUCAGCUUGAGGUUUCCAACUCUGAAAGGAAGUUUGAGCAGGACCUGAGAGCCCUCCAGGAGGCUCUGGACAAGAGCCUGAGGGAGCAUAAAGUUACCAAGGAGGAACUGGCAGCUGUAGCAGCUGAGCUGAAGACACUGAAACAGAAGCUCCUGCAGGAACAGGCCCGAAUUCAUGAACUCAACCACCGUAAUGAGAGCCUGUAUAAGACCAUUGAGGAGAAGAGCCGCCAGCUUAAUGAAUACACUAAUGAGAUUGAAAAGCUGAAGACUCUGACACAGAACCUGACAAAGGAGAGACUGAGGUUGGAGGAGGAUCUGAGGGCCGUUAGACAGGAGAGAGAUGAGCUGAAGCUUUGCAAAGACACUAUUGAUGGAGAAACUGCCACUCAAAUCUCAGCCUUGCAUGUCCAGCUACAAAGCAGCACCAAGAGGACAGCGGAGCUCCAGACUCUCAUCAAUGACCUGACCAUGGAGAGAGAAAAGCUUAAAUUGGAAAUAGACAAAUUCCAAAAGCAAUCGAUUGAGACAUCCAUCAUGGUGCAUGAGUCCCAGAGCCAAUACAGUGAGCUGCUGCUGGAAAAGGACAGUUUGCUAUCCAAGCUUAAACUGCUGGAGCAGGACAAGAAUCGUCAGCAGCGCAUAGAAGAGGAGCUCACUCACAUCAAACUCACACUAGAGACUGAGCUCCGCAACAAACAGCGGCUGCAGGAUGAAAAGAAUUCUGUCCUCAAGGAUUUCAACUAUAUGAAGAGUCAGUAUGAGCUGAGAGACAGCCAGUUUAGGCAGUGUGAAUCAGGCAGAGAUAAGGCUGAUCGCGAGAGGCUCUCCCUGAAGAAUGAGAUCGAGAGGCUCAUGAGGGAGCUCAAGAGUGUUGAGGAGAAGUACAAGAGCCGACUUCUGAGCUCCGAAAAGGAAGCAUCAGACUUGGCUCUCAAGAGAGAUGCCCUGGAGAGAGAGAUACAGAGGCUACAGCAGAGACCUAGCACUCUGAGCAGGCAAACCCAGACAGAUGAGAAGGUCCCAGCAAUUGAUCCAUCCAAGCUGAUUUUUGAUGGGGUGCGUGCCAAAGUCACAGCCCACCAGCUUUGCGACUGUGGUAUAAUCAGUAAAGCCACUCUAGACCAGCUCCUAAAGGGACAAAAAACAGUGAAUGAGGUGGCUGUGGACAUCCACCUCAAUUUAAAGGGUACUGGCAUUAUUGCUGGUAUGACAACGUGUUCUCAAGGGAAAAUGCCAUUCAAUGAAGCCAAAAACAAGAACCUCCUGAGCCCAGAAAGCACCCUCAUGCUUCUGGAAGCUCAAGCAGCAACAGGCUACAUAAUGGACCCCGCUUUUAAUGAAAAGAUGCCUGUGGAUACUGCCUGUUCCAGAGGGAUUGUAGACACAAAAGACAGGGAUAUCUUGGCGAGAGCUGAAGCAGCUAGCACAGGCUUCAAAGAUCCAUACACUGGCAAAGUGUUAUCUGUUGGUCAGGCUUGCAAACAGGGCCGCAUAGACAAAGACACAACCAUCCGUUUGCUGCAGGCUCAGGAGUCUGUUGGAGGCAUAUUGGAUCCUGUUCUGAGUGUGUUCCUUCCAAAGGAUGUGGCCUUGGAUCGCAAUCUUAUUGAUGAGGAGCUGUACAGGGCUUUGAACAAAAAACCUACCUGCUACUUGGAUCCUUUGACAGGAGAGAAAAUAAGCUAUAAUGACAUCAGGAAGAAAUGUACAGUGGAACCUGUUUCUGGUUUGCUUCUGCUCCGUGGUUCAGAAAAGCCCCUGACAGUAAGGGGUCUGCGUGAUACAGUUUCUAUCUCAGACCUCAUCAGUUCUGGACUGCUGGAUGAAUCUGACUUGCUGAAGCUCCAGCAGGGCAAGCUCACUUGCAAAGAUGUUGAAGACAAGCUGAAGUCCUAUCUCUAUGGCUCUACCUGUAUUGCAGGUAUCUAUGAUGAGGCCAAUGACCAAAUCCUGCCUUUCUAUCAAGCCAUGAAGGAAGGCCUGCUCAUGAGAGGAACCACCCUGGAGCUUCUUGAGGCCCAAGCUGCUUCUGGCUUCAUUGUUGAUCCAGUCAACAAUGUCUUCUUGACAGUGGAGGAAGCCACAAAGAGAGGACUGAUAGGGAAAGAGUUUAAGAAUAAGCUCUUGUCUGCAGAGAAGGCAGUAACUGGAUACAAAGACCCGUCCACAGGAAAGACAGUCUCCCUCUUCCAGGCUAUUGAGAAAGAUCUUAUUGAAAAAGGUCAUGGGAUCCGUCUUCUUGAGGCCCAGAUUGCCAGCGGUGGGAUUAUUGACCCCAAAAAGAGCCACCGCAUUGAUGUCACUGUUGCCUAUGAAAGGGGUUAUUUUGAUGAGGAGAUGAAUGAGAUCCUAACUUAUGAAGGAGAUGACACAAAAGGGUUUUUUGACCCUAAUACAAAGGAGAACCUGACAUAUCUUCAGCUGAAGGACAGGUGCAUCACAGAUGAAAAAACAGGCUUAAUUCUCCUGCCACUCAAAGACAAGAAGAAGACCCAGAAGUCACAGGAAAGCUGUACCAAAGUCCACCGCAAGAGGCGGGUUGUGAUUGUUGACCCAGACACUGGGCUGGAGAUGUCAGUGAGGGAGGCCUAUCACCGGGAGCUGAUUGACUAUGACACCUUCCUGGACUUGUCAGACCAGGAAUGUGAGUGGGAGGAAAUAAGUAUUAAGGGGUCAGAUGGCUCUGCACGUUUGGUGGUAGUGGAUAGGAAAACGGGAACCCAGUACGACAUCCAGGACUGUCUGGAGUGUGGUAUCAUUGACCAGAAGUCUUUGGAUCAGUAUCGUGCUGGAACGAUAACCUUGACCCAGUUGGCUGACCAAAUUACCAGCAGAACUAGCAGCACUGAGAUGACCCUUUCAGCCAGCAAUGUCGCUGACAUGGUCAGCUGCAGCAGCCCCACCCAGGUCACACCAACCUCUCCUACCGUCCGUAAACGCUUCAGCAGUAUUUCUAUUACUGUCUCUCCCCCUGAGAUGUUUGAUGACCACAGCCCUGUCGCAGCCAUAUUUGACACAGAGACCUUGGAAAAGAUAACUAUUCUUGAAGGGCUCCGAAGAGGCAUAGUUGAUACUAUUACAGCACAGAGGUUGCUUGAGGCCCAGGCGUGCACAGGUGGUAUUAUAAACCCUGCCACUGGCGAGAGACUGUUGCUGCAGGAUGCUGUCCAUCAAAGCAUCAUUGAUGAAAGCAUGGCUAGUAAGCUGAAACCUGCCCAGAAAGCCUAUGCUGGUUUUGAGGAUGUGAAGACUAAAAGAAAGAUGUCUGCAGCAGAAGCAGUAAAGGAAACAUGGCUACCUUAUGAGGCAGGUCAGAGAUUUUUGGAGUUUCAGUACCUGACAGGAGGCCUAAUUGAGCCUGGCACUGGACGUCGCAUUACCAUUGAAGAGGCUAUCCGCAAAGGGUGGCUUGAUGGUCAAGGGAGCCAGAAGCUUCAGGAUACACGGAACCACCACAAGAACCUGACUUGUCCCAAGACGAAACUGAAGAUCACUUACAAGGAAGCCAUGGACAGCUGCAUGGUGGAGGAAAGCAAUGGUAUGAAGAUGCUGCAGGCCUCCUCAAUGUCCACUAAGGGAAUCAGCAGCCCUUACAAUGUCUCUAACCCUGGAUCUCGCUCUGGAUCCAGGGCUGGUUCCCGAGCCGGCUCCAGGAGUGGAUCUCGUAGAGGCAGUGUGGAUUACUCCUCUACUUACUCCUACAGCUUUUCUUCCAGCAGUACCACCUACAACUCCAACACUCACUCUUAAUGCACUGCACAGAAAAAGAGUAAAACUAGAAUAGGCUUAAUACUAGCAGCUCCUAUGCAAUUUGAAUACUUUUUUAACUGUUUGCUUUCUAAAAGUUUUUCUGCUGCUUAAUUGAUUUUGGGAGAUUUGUUCAGAUACUGAAUCUGAUUCAUUUAAAUGUUUUGAUUGUUUGCAGUUUAUGGCAGUUUGGUGUUUGAAUAUUAAGCAUAAUGAUGAGUUUAAUUCAUGAUCUUGUUCCAAUGCAUACAUUUUGAAUAAAUAUAUUUGUCAUAGCUCAUUUUAACACAUGGCUUUUUUAGAAUGUAACAUUGUGUUAUUUUAAAAUAUGCUUGUUGACCUAAACUUCUGCAUGCCAUCAAAAUUAUUUUAGCUAUUUUUUAAUUCUUAGUUUAUUUCCGCUUGAUUCAUGCAUUUUUCCUUCUUUUAAUUAGAAAUAACCUUUUUGUUAAUUGCAAAUGCUGAGUUUUAGCUUAAAAUACUGACUUGAUUAAGUAUUUUUCCACUAUGAAUAUCCUUUGCCACUAAAAUGUUAUUCAAGGGAUUUAAAAAUAAAGUUGUCACAACAAUG